ACUUCCUAUCCAUAACCAACCAAACAUCAAUUGUUUGUUUGUUCCAUUAUUUUUGCUUAACUAGUUCCAACAACAUUACUCAAACCUGCAUCAUGCUACUAAACUAUCUCUUAACAAAACAAGUAAAACAAAGAAAGCAAACAUUCUUAUCCUUAUAAGCAUGACUUCUCCGCCACCUCGGAGAAAUUUCUCCGGCAAGACUCCAUUAAGUUCUUGCCGUAAACUCCACCAUAACCCACUUCCAGAGAAACCCUCCACCAACGUUGUUGAUCGCCGACAUGUCUCGACUUCUCUGACAUCGAAAAUGCAAACUAAUGACUCUAUUCUUCGGCCACCGAAGCUGCUACUGAAGGUGACAAUCGAGAACAGCUUGGGUGCAAUACAGGUGCUGAUGUUGUCUGAGAACACAGUUGAAGAUUUGAUAAAGGCAGCGUUGGUGUUUUAUGAGAAGGAAAAUAGAAGACCUAUUUUGAAUAACUAUGAUCCAAAGUCUUAUGAUCUUCACUACUCCAAAUUCACUUUCCAAAGUUUGAAGCGGGACGAGAAGUUAUUAGGGUUGGAGUCAAGGAAUUUCUUUCUCUGCUCAAAGCCACACGUUUCUUCAUGUACUCAGGAAGAGAAUAUGGCAAUGGAUUCUGCAUUUCCUUGGAUGAUUUUAGUCCCUUUCCUGCUAUAAAUUAAGACAGUGGACAUGUCACAAAUGUUAGAUAGAGUGAUUAUUGGAAAUCUUUGUUAGAAAAUGAAUGGAUGAUGAAAUAGUAUCUCUCAAUCUUAGAGCUUCUUUAGUUUUCUGAAAA
Molecule: messenger RNA, 797 nt
Organism: Lathyrus oleraceus (garden pea)
Lineage: Eukaryota; Viridiplantae; Streptophyta; Magnoliopsida; Fabales; Fabaceae
Exons: 2
Coding region: 161-676 (171 amino acids)
Source: RefSeq, a predicted model, not a curated record